GGCGGUUAUGUGUAAAUAAUCGAUAGCAUCGUCGGAAGGAGACAGGUUCCAGUAGUCGGUGGUAGAAGGAAACUUAUAUCACCCGGCCCGAGUUUGUUCUCAAGACACAGUCACAAAAAAGAAUAAAAAAAAGGGUAACCUCUUCCUUCUCAUUCUUUCGGACCGAUCCACUACACUCGGAAGGGGCAAGGGUAGGGAAGGGAAUCCGAUCGUCAGCCGUCCGUCCGUCCGUCCGUCCGUUAUCCUGAGCACCGGCGGCGAGAUCGCCGAAGAAGAUGCGAGGGAGGAGAUGUGGAAGGCGGUCAAGGACAGGGAAGCGGGCGUCCUUCUCCCCUCUUCAUUCGCCAGCCGUAUCCGUUCCCAUCGCGUCGCUUCUUUUGAUCUUUCGAACCAUAAAGAGAUCGUCAGUCCCCACAACGGCGCCAUCAAUUCUCUCCAGGUUGAUUUGACAGAGGCACGAUAUCUGCUAUCUGGAGCAUCGGAUGGAUCAGCAGCUGUCUAUGAUAUCCAACAUGCUACUGAUUAUGAGAGAGGCUUGAUUGCGAAACACAGGAGUCUUUUUGUUGUUGACAAACAACACAGCCAUGGACAUAGAUAUGCCAUAUCUACUGUUAUAUGGUAUCCAGUGGACACAGGGCUGUUUAUCACAGGUUCUUUUGAUCAUUAUAUUAAAGUCUGGGAUACAAAUACAACUCAGGUUGUAAUGGAUUUCAAAAUGCCUGGAAAGGUUUACCGCACAGCAAUGUCAUCAAUAGCCACAACACAUAUGCUUAUUGCUGCUGGUAGCACAGAUGUACAAGUUCGUUUGUGUGAUAUUGCUUCUGGAGCAUUCACUCAUACAUUAUCUGGUCAUCGUGAUGGAGUUAUGUCUCUGGAAUGGUCUACCUCCAGUGAAUGGAUUUUGGUGACUGGGGGGUGCGAUGGUGCAAUACGUUUCUGGGAUAUCAGACGUGCAGGAUGUUUUCGUAUUUUAGAUCAAUCACGAUCUCAACUUGGAAGGCGACCUCCUUUAGCUGAAAGUACAUCAAAGAAGGGUUCAGUAACAGGACAAUCAUCUUCAGUGAAGACGGCGGUGUCUCAGAGAAGGAUACCUCUUGGUAAUGAAACGAAGCAAUUGAGAACCCUUCGUAAAAGUCAAAUUCUAACAAGAGGGCCUGUGGUGCAGAGACUGCAUCCUGGUUUAUCAUCAAGUCAUAAUCGUGCAACUGCUCAUUAUGGUGCUGUCACUGGAUUAAGAGCAACUGGAGAUGGCAUGUAUCUUCUAAGCUCGGGCUCAGAUUCACGAUUAAGACUGUGGGAUAUCGAUUCUGGUUGCAACACCUUGGUCAACUAUGAAGCUAUGCGUCUCCAGCCUACUAAAGCAUUACAGCUUGCUGUCACUCAGGAUUCGUCUCUCGUGUUUGUUCCAUGCAUGGCAACUGUCAAGGCAUACGAUGUGUGGUCUGGUAUGACAUGUAGGACAUUCCGUGGCCACUAUGAAUUAGUGAACUGCUGCUGUUUCAGUUCACAGUAUCAGGAGUUGUACAGCGGGAGCAACGAUAGACAAAUUCUUGUGUGGUCUCCACCCAAUCCCAUUAUUGCUGAAAUGGAAGAUGGCAGGGGUGGGUUGGUUUCCGUUGCUGAUCAGGAUAACUGGAGUGACUGAGGAAAAUUUUCAAUUGUGUACCAAAAAAUAAGGGAAACUCACAUUUCCAUGUCAAGCUUCCUGUCUGCUUUGAAUAUCCUGUAUGUAUUGGUUUGUCUACAUGCUGGUUAAUACAUCCUGGAACUCAAGAUGGAAUCCGAGGUUUCCAUGCAAAAAUGUGUACUUCUCAAAAGUUAUCCUUGUUUGAUGUCGUAAAACUAGACUGACAUGUAAAUUGUACAAAUUAUUGACAAUUUUGGCCAUUUUGGCGUUCUCUGUGUCUUUGCUAAUACGUUUUGCUAAAAUGCUUCCAAUUUAAAAAGAGUUAAAAUCCAA
Molecule: messenger RNA, 1960 nt
Organism: Phoenix dactylifera (date palm)
Lineage: Eukaryota; Viridiplantae; Streptophyta; Magnoliopsida; Arecales; Arecaceae
Product: WD repeat-containing protein ATCSA-1-like
Biological process (GO): protein polyubiquitination; proteasome-mediated ubiquitin-dependent protein catabolic process; transcription-coupled nucleotide-excision repair
Cellular component (GO): Cul4A-RING E3 ubiquitin ligase complex; nucleotide-excision repair complex
Molecular function (GO): protein binding
Source: RefSeq, a predicted model, not a curated record